Paramecium octaurelia is the source of this 456-nucleotide messenger RNA. The record is from the annotation of a GenBank genome assembly. Lineage: Eukaryota; Ciliophora; Oligohymenophorea; Peniculida; Parameciidae.
AUGAUUAAAAUCUACAAAUCUGUUAGGAUUUAUAUGAAAGUAUAAAAUAAAUCUAUACUAGAAAAUUGUUUAAGAUAUAAAGUCAUAUUCUUUUAUUCAAAAACCUAUUGAUAUCAAGCAUCUCAAAGAUUAUGUCUCUAUAAUCAAAGAGCUGGAAAAAUAUUUAAGAUAACGUAGUUAGAGCAUAAAGAAUUGCAACAAAUUGGUUAAAUUAUUUUCUCAAAAAGUUUUUAAUCAAUUCAUUGUUUUAGACUUAUGAAAAUUUCAUUUACAAAUAUAAUUUUGAAGAAUAAAGAAGUAAAUGUAAGAAUCUGAUGUAAAAUAUAGGACUUUUUGACUUCAUUGAAGUAACUAUUGGAUAAAAGGUUUUAUUUAUAAACUUAAAAAUAUUCUAAAACAAAGAACCGAUUAUAGUUAUUUAUAAAACUCAUAUAUGAAAAAUAAUAGGAUUGCUGA